ACUGGAAUUGUAGCCUCUUUCUGGCCGUAGAACAACAUGGCGGCUGUGUUUGACAACGUGCAUAUAGCUAUUUACAAGGAAAGCGGUUAUUUUGAUAAUUCUGAUAAAGCACCACAUAGAAUUGAAAUUAUUAAGGAACAGAACCAGGUUACUGUGAACUUUUAUUGCGAUGGUUCAAAGAAAAUUGUUAUUCCCAUUGAUUCCAAUGCAGACUAUGCUCGUGUUGGACGACAGUCAAUUGUUUUCUCCAAAGAUCAAACCUCUUUUCAAGCAAAUUUUGCCUCAGUCCAUGUUAUGAAGUCCUUCUUGUACCGUUUGAACGAAUUCACAAAUGGUCGCAAAUCUGUUUUCUCAGAAAGAACAGAUGAUGCAUCAGCAGUGCAGUACUUUCAGUUUUAUGGUUACUUGUCUCAGCAACAGAAUAUGAUGCAAGAUUAUAUUCGAACGUCCACAUAUCAACGUGCAAUGUUGGCUAACAUCGAUGAUUUUCACGACAAGGUCAUACUUGAUGUUGGAGCUGGUUCUGGAAUUCUUUCAUUCUUCGCAAUCCAGGCUGGUGCUCGCAAAGUUUAUGCAAUAGAAGCUAGUAGUAUGGCUCAACAUUGUGAAAUGCUGGUCAAAGAUAACCGACUUGUUGACCAAAUUGUUGUUAUCACGGGCAAAGUCGAGGAUGUUACAAUACCCGAGGAAGUUGACACAAUUAUUUCAGAACCUAUGGGAUAUAUGUUGUUCAAUGAACGUAUGCUAGAAAGUUUCCUUCAUGCCAAAAAAUGGCUGAAGCCUGGAGGUCGGAUGUUUCCUACACAAGGUGAUCUCCAUGUUGCACCUUUUACUGAUGAAGCCUUAUAUAUGGAACAGUAUUCUAAAGCAAACUUCUGGUAUCAAGAGUCAUUCCAUGGCGUUAACCUCAUAAGUUUAAGAAAUGCCGCUGUUACUGAAUAUUUUAGGCAACCAAUUGUCGAUACAUUUGACAUCCGAAUAUGCCUUGCUAAAUCCAACAAACAUGUGGUUGACUUCCAGAAAGCUCGAGAACAAGAUCUUCACAUCAUUGACAUUCCUUUGACCUUCAGUAUGAUGCAGUCAGGACUUGUACAUGGUCUUGCCUUCUGGUUUGAUGUUGCCUUUUUUGGCACAAACAACUCUGUGUGGUUGUCAACUGCACCCACGGAAGCUCUUACUCAUUGGUAUCAAGUUCGCUGUCUUGUGCAAACUCCAGUUUUAGUGAAACAGGGUCAAACAUUGACGGGAAAAGUUCUUUUAAGAUGUAAUAAACGACAAAGUUAUGAUGUUGAUAUUGAACUGAAUAUACCAGGAACCAAUACAAAAUCUACCAAUUCACUCGAUUUAAAAAAUCCUUACUUUCGAUACACUGGUCAAACACCACAGCCUCCAGCAGGAAAUAGCAACCAGUCGCCAUCAGAUUCAUAUUGGAAUAGUGUAGCAACUGGUAAUUUGUCAAACAAUUGUUUAUCAGGAAAUCAGUCUUCCUAUAUCAAUGGAAUCUUAAAUGGUUUAACAGAUAAUACUCAAGUAAUUGCUCAACAAGGUGUUGUCCAAACUAAUCUGAUACCACUCUAUGCCAGUUCCGAUGAUGUGGAACCACGGUACCCAAUGCAACGUGGUGCUGAGGGCGUGGCUGGACAGUGGUGGUGUCAGUGAAUCUCAACUAUCUACAUUAAGGGGGGGUAGGUCCUCAUCAAAUUUUUGCGAGGUGAUUUUUUUUUCCUUUUGCUGGCUUUUUCCAAUGUUUUCUUUCUUUAAUUAUUUCUUAAUUUAAAAAUAUAAUGAUAUAAAUUUAUAUUUUUAAAGUUGUAAAUAUUCUAUUUUCCUCAUUUUUUUUUCUAAAUUUAUUUUGUUAAAAUAUUUUAUUAUUACAAAGAAUUUUUCAAACUACUAUCCUCAUCUUUGGUUUUAUUUCCCUUCUUCUUAAUGUUUUCAUGUCUAGAAUUUUUAAGCAAAUAAUUGCUUUAAUUUUCUUAGAGAUAUACCUUGGUACAAUGAAGUAUUAAAUGAGUUUGUAGAUUUUUUUUUUUUUUUGUGGCUGGCUAUAUUUGUUAGUGCCAAAUAUUUCACUGUAAAAUGGAUUUGGCUGUCCGAACAAUUUUGCCCGCAUUGUGAUGAAGCUUUUCCUGUAUCUAUUUAUUUGUCUGAGUAGGAUGUCACCAUUUACUUCAGGAAAAUAAUCAGCAAAGUUAUUGGCUAAAACACGUAAAAGAAACAAAACGAAACAAGAUGAGAAUAGUAGUCAAUGAAACAUUUGAAUUAAAAACAAGAUUGCUUUUUAUUCUUAUCUGAAACAAACAUUAGAAAUAGCCUAGUUAUUUAAGUUAUCAACAUGUUUUAAACAUAUCAGUCAUUUUCAAGGAAUUUUGAAUCUUGUUUUCAAGAAAGAAGAAAAGAGAAAAAAAAAAUAAAACCCCAAAAUCACAACUGAUUUUAUUUUUUAGUCUUUCCAAUCUCUUAGUUACCUUUUUACUAAUACUCCUCCAUUUUGCUAAUGUCUUUUGCAUUUGGUCUGAACUUAAAGGAUAUUGCUUUCAUAUCUUUUGUGCCAAGAUUCGGCAUAUUUUUUCUUUGAAAUUUCUCGAAGGUUACUCUUUUUAUACCUACCCUCCUUAAUUUGUGUUUGAGAUAUGAUUAAUGUUGUGUACUAACAGGAAUGAAAACACAACACACCACACAUACACAUGCACAUAAAUGCAUAGAACUAUAUUUGCAUAUUUAAAUUUUUAUGUGUUCCUGCAUUUUAAUUCACCAGUUACUGCCAUAGCAGUUUUUAUUGAAGUAUAUCUGACUAUGACAAAGCAUUGUAAAAUGAGACAAUCUAGUUUUGAUUCUCAGUUGAAACUAGUCCUCUUCAUUUACAGUAAUCAUGUCCUUAACGUGAUCAACAUUGCACAACUUCAUUCCGCUCUCUGAAAUGGGGUUCUUGUAUUCAUCUUUUAUUGCCAGUGUUAGUAGGAUAUAAUCCAAGUCAUCCAUAGAAUGCUUAGUUGAAAGGGCAAAUUAAAACAUUAUUCAACAAUUUCGACAUGUUUAUUAACUAGUGUAAUAGUGUUAUUAGUUUUCUUCAACUUUUCUGCAUGAUUUGUUGUUUGCAUAUCAAAUUACUCUGGUAUAAUUACCAAUUUCCUGGUGGGUUGUGUUUUUGGUAGGUGCAAUAUUUCGUAACUACAUGGUUUGGUUUGUAUGUGACACAUGCCACACAAUGGUUCUUACUGCCGAGAAUGGCUGAUUUAAUUUUUAUUUAAUUUAUAAUAAACCUAUUUACUGUGGAGAAACCUUAGUAUUGUUUCUAUGUACUUUACAAUUGCUUCUAUUUAAUAAUUUUAAAUCUAUGUAGUGUGUUGAUAUCUAAUUACAGUUCAUGAAUCAGCAAAUGUUUGAAAGCUUGACUACAUGACUAAGAAAAAAAGAAAAAAAAAAUUUUUAAAUAAACCCCUGGAACAGUGGUUGAAUUUCUGCGGUCUUAUAUUAAGAUAGAUAUGUGUGUGAUUGACACAUUACUACUAUUAUGAAUUCAUUAGUAAAUGCUUUCAUUAUUCUCCACAUGGAGCUGUCCUCCAUAACAAUGUAACAGAAUGGGCCAUGAUAAUACAUAUUUAUCACACCAUCAGCCCUAGAGUUGUUGUCUUCCUGAACUUGUGUAGCUCGUGGUAUAUUUAAGGUCUUGGAAAUCUUUGUGCGAGCUUAUACAGCUUAUAUUUACAGGUGCUAACCAAGAAAGAGUUCUUAAAUUUGGCAACAUUUUUUUAAAACAUCAUUCUGGGUCAAAGAUUAUUUACAACUCCUACAUUUUGGGGCUUUAAAACUUACAUAGACCAGGUAUUUGUAUGAACACACAUGAUGAUUAAAAUAAACUAUCCUCUUUAGUUUACAUAUUCUUCCUAUUUCACUCUGUAUCUGCCAUUUAAAUGUUUUCCUCCCCCACUUUUUGUUUAUCUUCUGAAUAAAAUCGAUCCCAAAUCAAAGUGUGGUUAUCCUGAACUUGUCCAACCUUAUUGCAUUGGACAAAACUGUGAAUUUCAUUGAUAAUGCAUUUAAAAAUAAAACAAAACAAGGUUUCACAUUAAUUUUCCUCAAACUGUAAACAAUAAAGAUGGAUUGGUCAACAUUAA
Molecule: messenger RNA, 4118 nt
Organism: Octopus sinensis (East Asian common octopus)
Lineage: Eukaryota; Metazoa; Mollusca; Cephalopoda; Octopoda; Octopodidae
Product: histone-arginine methyltransferase CARM1
Exons: 13
Coding region: 37-1659 (540 amino acids)
Biological process (GO): peptidyl-arginine methylation
Molecular function (GO): protein-arginine N-methyltransferase activity
Source: RefSeq, a predicted model, not a curated record